Messenger RNA from Amphiprion ocellaris (clown anemonefish), 5727 nucleotides. RefSeq names its product matrix metallopeptidase 16b (membrane-inserted) (gene mmp16b). Bases 321 to 2183 code for a protein of 620 amino acids. The record is from RefSeq and is a predicted model, not a curated record. NCBI's taxonomy places the organism in Eukaryota, Metazoa, Chordata, Actinopteri, Pomacentridae. Gene Ontology annotation, molecular function: metalloendopeptidase activity; zinc ion binding. The transcript has 11 exons. Gene Ontology annotation, biological process: skeletal system development; extracellular matrix organization; collagen catabolic process. Gene Ontology annotation, cellular component: extracellular matrix.
UCAAAGCGCAGGCGUCGAGUCGGGAGGGAGCCUAUCUUGCGCAGACUGGGUACUGUACAUGGCCAUUGAUGCUGCUGGGUAGAUGUAGCCCCUGAUGUAAAUAAGAAUGGCGAGGGCAGCGGCUCUAACAUGCCGAGUUAUCGCUGCUUGACAUCGGAACAUUUUAUACCACCAUCGGGAUUUUUUAUGAAACGCGGGGUCCUUUUCUUCGUUUUCAUCUGAAUCUGCCUUGACAGCUCGCCCGAUGGUUUUCAUUUGACACAAGAGCCAAAGCAGACGGGCGGCUUCUUCCUAUAAACACUCGGGAAAAACGGGUCAUUAUGACCUUAGUAUCCUCCAGUAAAAGAAAACCAUCGGAUUGCUUUUACGCGGCAGCAUUCUGCUUGCAUUUUUUGCUUUGGAUUUCGUGUGCCGUGUCCGGAGAGGAGCAUCAUCAGUUCAGCGUUGAGGGAUGGCUACAGAGGUAUGGCUACCUUCCCCGCACAGAACCGGGAAUGUCUGUCCUGCGCUCGGCCCAAACCAUGCACUCAGCCAUCGCUGCCAUGCAGCGCGUCUAUGGUCUCAAUGUCACAGGGACACUGGAUGAGAAAACCAAGGAUGAUAUCACCCUAAGUUGGAUGCAAAAGCCACGCUGUGGAGUUCCGGACAAAUUUAAAAGUGCAUCAAGGUCACGGAGGCGGAGAUAUGCACUGACAGGACAGAAGUGGCAGCGAACACAUAUAACCUACAGCAUAAAAAACGUCACGCCAAAGGUGGGUGCCCGGGAGACCCAUGAUGCCAUCCGGCGGGCGUUUGACGUGUGGCAGGGUGUGACUCCCCUUCGCUUUGAGGCCGUUCCAUACAGCGCCCUGGAGACUGGCAGGCGUGACGUGGACAUCACCAUCAUCUUCGCUUCAGGUUUUCACGGUGACAGCUCACCCUUCGACGGGGAGGGAGGAUUCCUCGCCCACGCCUAUUUUCCGGGCCCAGGAAUAGGAGGGGACACACACUUUGACUCUGAUGAGCCUUGGACCCUGGGGAACCCCAACCAUGAUGGUAAUGACCUGUUCUUGGUUGCGGUUCACGAGCUGGGCCAUGCCCUUGGUCUGGAGCACUCCAACGACCCCACUGCUAUCAUGGCUCCUUUCUACCAGUACAUGGACACAGAGAACUUCAAACUACCUCAUGAUGACCUGCAGGGCAUCCAGAAAAUCUAUGGCCCUCCAGAUAGAGCUCCACAGCCUACCAGGCCCCCACCCACGGUCCCUCCUCCUCGCUUCCACCCUCCUUCAGACCCACGAAAGCACGAUCGCCAUGCCAGACCCCACCGGCCUCCACAGGGGGCCAAACCCUCCAACCCCAACUCCAAACCUAACAUCUGCGACGGAGGCUUCAACACUCUGGCCAUCCUCCGACAGGAGCUUUUUGUGUUUAAGGACCAGUGGUUCUGGAGGGUACGAGACAACUCAGUGGUCCCUGGCUACCCCAUGCAGAUCAACUACUUCUGGAAAGGCUUGCCUCCCAAAAUUGACGCUGUGUACGAAAACAGCGAAGGGAAGUUUGUCUUUUUCAAAGGAAACCGUUUCUGGGUCUUCAAGGACACAACUCUCCAGCCUUCGUACCCUCAGGACAUCUCGCUGUUCGGGAACGGCAUGCCCACACAGAGUAUCGAAACAGCUGUCUGGUGGGAGGAUGUCGCCAAAACCUACUUCUUCAAAGGAGACAGGUACUGGAGGUACAAUGAGGACAUGAGGACCAUGGACCCAGGUUACCCUAAACCCAUCACCAUCUGGAAGGGCAUCCCUGAUUCACCGCAGGGGGCUUUUGUGGAUAAGGCCAAUGGCUUUACCUACUUUUAUAAAGGAAAGGAGUACUGGAAGUUCAACAACCAGCUGCUUCGUGUGGAGCCUGGCUACCCGAGAUCCAUUCUGAGGGACUUCAUGGGCUGCGAUGGCCUCCCCGCUGACCCCGACUGGGACUGGAGCCCCCCUGUGGCGGAGGAACGCCACUAUGACAAUGGAGAUGUGGACGUUGUCAUCAAACUGGACAGCGCAGGGGGUACAGAGAAAGCGGUGGCCAUCGCCAUCCCCUGUGUUCUGGCUCUGUGCAUGAUGGUCCUCCUCUACACCGUUUUCCAGUUCAGGAGGAAGAGCACGCAGCGCCACAUACUGUACUGCAAGCGCUCCAUGCAGGAGUGGGUCUGAGGACUGUUACUGCACUGUAUAGAGAGGGGUGUGAAGCUCUGAUAAAGGUCUAGUUAUUGCUGGAAGCCCUUACUACAGUAAUUGGAAGCACUGUAAAGGGUCUGGUACAUGAGGUUUGCUAUGUUGGCAGAUUUCAAAACUGCUCGAACUCAUAACAUGCAAGCUGCGAGGAAGUGAAACGAUCAGCAGAACUCCACUGAAGACAGUGACGGAGCCACAUCUCCUAUGUCCAACUAAUAUGUAUGUAUCUGCUUUGACUUUUUUCUCUAUCUUGGAAUGAACUCAAUUAAGUGAGACAGAGUUAAGCUUCUGUAAGUGGGACCUUUGUCUAUCCCCAUCUCUGCACGCCGCUUAAAAAGCCCCUAGCACUAACUUCAGUGGACAAAUUAGAUAAAGGCUUCCUCUUUACUUUCAUUUCUUAAUUAAAUUGCCCUGAGCUGUGCUUUUUUUUCUCUUUUUUAAAAAAUUUCAAGUCCCUGUAAAAGAUUAUUCAUUGUGUGGAGGACUGAUACACAAACCAAAUAUGACCUUUUCUUCCAAAGAGGAUUACUGCUCGAUGUUGUUUUUGAUGGGAUAUUUUUCCUCCAUGGAUCAAACAUUGUGGAUCAUGCUCUGAUUUUCUUUUGCCAUUUCUAUUCAUAUCCACCCGUCUGCUCUGUAAUCUGUUGGGAUAGGAUGCAGCCGUUAGUAAGAGCUAGGAACUCAAGACUGUUGUGGCAGACAGUCUAUCUCCAAAACAGGGGCCAAAAACCUCUCUGCAAUAUUUAUGAGACUGCCUUAAUCACAGAUUGCUUAGAUUACCUCCUCUUUCUCUCUCGAUUCCUCUGGUCUGGAAGUGGAACACUGAGUGACACAGUCGGAACAUAAACGGUGUAUGAAGGCAUUGAUUACUGCCCAUAAUGCAACUUUAAGCCAAUAGUUAAGGACAGUUUGACCCUCAACGGGUUCAUUGUUCCUGAGAAUGUGCUAAGCUGUGCUAAAUGCCUGAUGGCAAGCAGGCUACCAGCUUUCAUUUACUGCCUCACCGGAGGCCGUGAGAGAGAAAGGGAAGGUUAGUUGUGUGUGUGUGAAAGAGAGAAUAAUUACUAACAUUAUAUAUGUACUGUACUGUAGUGUCAGUUAUUGAACAACUAACAUCCUGCUUCCCUUUUUUCCUGCCAAGUUUGGAUACUAAAACUCCAAACGGUGUCAGCCGAUACAUUUUAAACAGCUUUAGUAUUCAAGAUUUUUUUUCUUUUUUUGACAAUUUUUCUACAAUAUUUGUAAGUUUACAUAAUAUUUCACAUAGAAGAGGAUGGGAUGCGAAGAUGGAAGGGAAAAAAGAGGGGGAAAACUACAUGCACCACCCCUUUUUAAAAAAAAGACAUAUUUCGUGAUAUAAGAAACUUUUGCCUGCAUCUCUAGUUACAACAGGCACAUCCGCCUUUUAUCAGUGCUGUUGCCCAGAUUGUUCCAUCUUCUCACUAAGUUCUCCAAAUAAUUUUUAAUGACUUACACUGCUGUCAUUAAGGAAACAUGUCUAAACAGUAACAGGAACUAAUCAGUAGAAAUAAAGAAAUGUUGUCUGAAUUUCGGAUGUUAGAAAAAAAAACAUGAAAUCAGUUUUGCCUCUGUUCAAUAAUAGAACCUGGCUGUUUUAUGCACUAUAAUUAACUCUAAUUAACCAUUAGUCAAACACUAUACAAACGCUACAUUAACAAAUUACUAACCAAUAUUUAUUGAUCUGCUCAAACAUUUUUGGAAUUAACAGGAAUAUUGGAAAACUAAAUCGGCAAAAGUCAAGUCUAAUGACAAAUAUUUCACAUAUAUUAUAAUCUAUGAUGUUUCAUAUACACACAUAACAUCAUAUAUAAAUCUUAUCAGAUGUGUCAAAGAGUUUAAUCAGCCACAUAUAGGAAACAAAACGUACAAACAGAGACAGACUCUCUGUGAGGUGAGAUGGAGCUAAACUGAGCAAGAGCUUUUUCUCUCGUCAUGUAUUGUGUUAUAAAUGCAAUACACAGCCCGGAUCCCAAUGAAAUAUAUUGUCUUGCAAUUGCCUUUGGUCUGCCAUACAUGUAACAAUGUGGUCGUGUGGUGUAGCAUUUCUCAGAAUUUGCCAGAUGAUCUCGCUUUGAGCAUUCAUGAUGUGAUUUUUUAAAACAUUUGUGCUCCUUGUUUUUAUUAGUCUUUUACUUGAAAUGAUCAUCAUCAUCAACUGUACAGGAUAUCGGACAUACUCUUCCAUUGAUAUCGAGGCGAUGCUAUUUUAUGACAUAUCAGAGAAGGAAUUUGAGAUUUCAAAUGUCCUCAUCUUUAAAUUAGCGAUAGGAGGGUAAAUUGAACUGUGACUGAUGGCUCAAACCGUUAUUCAUCGUCAUUUGUAAGAGAUAAAAACUUAAAACUUGCAUAAAGGCAAUGCAUGCCGUUGUUAAACUAUGAUGUCAUUCUUUCAUAGCUGUUGACCAUGGAUCACUCUUGUACCAGUCGUUCCCUUUAGGGUUAAACGAAGUGACCGAUCAGCAUUACAGCUUUCUACAGGAUGCGUUGACAGAUCAAAAGCUGUCGUGCUUUACAAUCCAUGUAAAAUUACUAGCUUCCAGUCUGUCCUUGCUGUUCCAAUCUUCACGUGAUUGUCUAAAUUAUGAAAGAAAAUGUAAAGAAAGGAGCAUUGCUGCUUUCCUAUAGCAGUGCUGAAUUGCCGUGCAUAUCAGUCCAUGUUGAUCCAUGAUCACUGUAAUUUAAGGUGAAAGCAAAAAGCCUUUGGCUUAGUGUUGUGUGUGCUGUCUUAUCAGUUUGUGUGUUUGUGAUGAGGGUCUGAUGGCUCCAGCAAGUGUGAAUUAAACAAGGCCAGCGAGGCAAGUCGGUACUGUAUUUAUUGCCGUAUUUAUUCCUGUGUGCUCAGCACCUCAAAUCUUGCAUUGCAUUGUACUGAGGGCAAGAAGCUGUCAAUAAAGUGGGUUUGAAAUGCAGUAUUUUUUUCUAGUCUCACAGCUACCAAGUAAUCCUCCUCCUUCUGUUACUGCAUCAACAACAAACAAUUCAUUCAGUGCAAAUGUGUUUUCAUCUUUGAGAGGUAACUCAAACUUUCAAGGUUACUCACACUUACGGUCGUUUUCAUGCGUGAAUCACUUCAAAUAUCGGACUCUUUAACUAUGUGAGAAGCCGGAGGUCUUGAUGCUUUGUCAUGCCGUGGUUGUCUGACUGCUCAGUGCUUUUUAUUUUUUUUAAAAGUCUGCCUUGACACAUGCUGCUAAGCAUUAGGGCUAAUUUGGAGUGUCAUUAAAGGAGGUAGAUGGAGCUGAUUAGACAGCAGUCGAUGCACCGGAGAGGCAAGGGUACAGAGGAGAUGACGAGCAUUUUCAAGCCACUGCAGUCAAGAUGUUAUACAUGGAUACAUGCAUAUAUUCUGAGGUACGCUGUUUGAGAAGAAAACAUAUUGCAUAAUAUGUAUAUAUAUAAGCCAGACUGUAUACUGUCUGCUAUGGACAAUUUUGUUUUUAAUCCAUCCAUUCCAUGCAUAAAGAAAGUGCUGUGUGUUGUAAAUAAAACAAGUGCAUACUGA